This is a messenger RNA of Trichoderma asperellum CBS 433.97, 1624 nucleotides long. The record is from RefSeq and is a predicted model, not a curated record. Lineage: Eukaryota; Fungi; Ascomycota; Sordariomycetes; Hypocreales; Hypocreaceae.
CGGAGAGCGCUCCACAUUGUUGACAUCCCCAAGCCAGCUGAACCCCCAGCCACCGGACUUGUUGCGACACACCUCGCAGCCGGCUUCAGGUCCUCCCCCACUCAGCCGCUGUUGAAGAACCACUUCGUUUGUACUUGUAUGCAAAACACGGCGUCUUGCAGCUCUCUACCGUGACCAGGAUUGGGCAUCAUCACAAUCCGCCGUCUUCAGCUGGGCAGAUUGCUAUAGCACUGGCAAGCGAUGCUACGCUCCUCCGUCUAAAUGUCGCCUCCCUACGACAAUCGGGGCUCCUCCCGCUCGCGGCGAGGCGUCUGGAGCCAUUGGGUGCCUCUUGCUGUCACCCUCACCGUCGCCACGGCUGGUCUCGCCGCCUGGGUCUGGAGCCAGCGCAAGGAGAGUCCCGAAGACCACACCACGGAGCCGGAUCCCGGCUUGGACUAUGAGAAUGCAGACUAUGGAGAGAAUCCAGCAUAUGGUGCUUCGACGGAGAGGCGCAGAAUGGCGCCGCCGUCGGAUCAGGACCGUCAACGCGACCAGAGCUAUGCGACUGGAUCCGAGGCGGCAGAAGGCAAUGCAGCAGGAUGGGGGUCGCGAGUGAGCAGCGCGUUCACAUCAAACCCUGGAAAGACUGUUGCUGCUGGUGUCGCUGCGGCUGGCGCUGCCGUUGGCAAGGCGCUGGCUUCGAUCCGUGAGGAAGACAAAGCUGAACAUGAUUCGAACGCCUGGCCCGAAGAGAGAGAAGUGCGAAGAGAAAAGGGUCCGGCACCUCCUCAGUCUAUUCAUAAGAAACGCAAGACGGUUGCCAUUGUCAUUUCUGCCGAUUCCCAAUUUACAGACGACGACGACGACAUUGCUCAUGAACAUGCUUCUAUUCUAAACCACAUUCCUCGCCACAAUGACCUGUCUGCCAUCAAGCUCUUCGUGCUCAUCUACGCUCCUAGCUUGAAGGAUAGCACGGUUGAUGCCACUACGAGUAAUCGCCCGCCUCCUUCGGUUAGCUCGUCAUUCUCUAACGUUGGAUAUGAUCAAGCUCAAACACCCGAGGCAAAGAGCCCUGUCCUUGGCGCUACCCCGGAGAACACUCUGUUCAACGCCGUUUACUCAGAAGCACUGGCCCUUGUUGAUAAGGAAACCAUGAUUCUUCCGUUUACCACGCCCAAUGGCCACACUCAUGUCCUUCGCCACCUGCAGCCUGACAUCAUCUACCUCCAGGAGUCUCUCUCUGGUGACAACGGCAGCUAUAUCACCAACAUUCAAACGUGGCUUCGUCACGACAUCAUCUUGGUUGUAGGCGCCGAAGACGGAUCCGGUGGUCUUGCCGAUAGCGAAUCUGAGACUGAGAGAGCUGAUAAGCCCGAGAAGUGGUGGCAGCGCCCCGAACGCGUUGGUCGUGGACGAGGCAUCGUUGUUGUCGAUAGCGUGCGCGUGAAUGAUGAUUGGACACGCAGAGUUCAAGGUCGUGAGUAAAGCAGGCGUGCGAGUUAUGUUUGAUGGUAUGUAUCAGGAUAUUUAAUGAAAUGGAAUGUACCAGGGAUGCUGGUUGUGUAGAUUUGUAUAUACCAUUACCGAUUAUUUGAUUGCUUUAUUUAUUAGUGCUUUAUAUAUUAAAACUUACUUUACAACG